This is a messenger RNA of Ostrea edulis (European flat oyster), 612 nucleotides long. RefSeq lists its product as uncharacterized. The transcript is spliced from 3 exons. Lineage: Eukaryota; Metazoa; Mollusca; Bivalvia; Ostreida; Ostreidae. Bases 1 to 591 code for a protein of 196 amino acids. The record is from RefSeq and is a predicted model, not a curated record.
AUGUUGCUAUGUCAAGAUACUCCAUACACUGACGAACCAACCAUUCACAGGUACAGCGAAAGAUACAGGUCGUGCUUGUCCGCCAACCUCAGCGCAGGCCCCGCCAGUCAAGUAGUUGACUUCAACAACGUGGUGUAUCCCCAGGAUUGUGUGGCCCAACAAGUGACUACAAACAAGUGCGUUUCUUCUGCAAUGUCAGAGGUCAACAAGUACGGCUGUGAGGUCAAGGUGAAAGACAUCCUCAAAAGCGUGAAUUUCUCGGACAUGAGAGAGGCCUACUGCCGGGCCUCCGUGACGGCUCACGACUGUAUUUUGUCUGUGGUGAAGUACUGCAGCGUCACCGAGGGACCCCAGAUCAUAGACAACCUCUCCACGUUCAGCAGAGUUCGCUCUGAGUGCUUAUCCCACCUCCCUGUCACUACCACCACCACAGUGGAGAAAUCAGACAUCGGUGGCAUCGGAGACCUGUUCCCCACGUCAGAUUUCGCGAUCUCGGACAAUGGAACUGGCACAUCCAACAACACCCCACCCCUCCAAGCAGGUGCUGCGGCAGUAAGCGGACUCGUCCUGUUGUUGUUUCUCAACUUUUAAAUAAAAUUAUGCAUACUAGAA